Messenger RNA from Sphaerodactylus townsendi, 2661 nucleotides. Its product is annotated as myeloperoxidase-like. The coding region runs from base 260 to 2470 and encodes 736 amino acids. The record is from RefSeq and is a predicted model, not a curated record. Lineage: Eukaryota; Metazoa; Chordata; Lepidosauria; Squamata; Sphaerodactylidae. The transcript has 16 exons. Gene Ontology annotation, molecular function: peroxidase activity; heme binding. Gene Ontology annotation, biological process: response to oxidative stress.
CACAAGAUUUCUUGCCCUGACCAUCUUCCGCACGCCAGAGCACAGCUGGGAGGGCUAGGUUGGAUAGCUGGUUUUGUCUGGUUGCUAAGCCCUGCUUUCCUUAAAAAAGGUGUGGCAAAGAGGAAGCCGUGUUUAUCAGUUCAAUUUCCUGGAGAUCAGUCAUUGCCCGAAGAGGUUCCUGAGUGGUUCCUUCUGAGUGGUUCCUUCUCGGCAUAAAAAGGACUCCUCACCCAAACAGCUAAGGACAGAUGGAUGGAAGAUGGCAGGUAUGAGCAUGUUCCUUUCCCUUCUGGGACUCCUUGUGGCUGUGAAACAGAUUCAGACAGCGGAUCCUUCUAUCCAAGAUGUCACAGGGAAGCUGGGAACAACAACCCUUCUGCAAAGUGUGAAGGAAGCCAAGCGGCAGGUUGAUGCCGACUUUAAGCAGACUCAGGAAAGUUUGCAGGAAAGACUGGCGAACGGGACCCUCAGCCCUGCUGACCUCUUGGCAUUGUCCAGACAGCCCAGUGGAAAAUCCAAGCAGGCUGUCAAAGCUGCCAAUUACUUGGAUGUCACUCUGGACCUCCUGAAAGAGAGGCUGAAGGAGGAGAUCCCAGGGGAUUUUAAACUCCAAGAUGUUCUCACAUCAUCUCAAAAGCAAACCAUCUUCAAGGCAACUGGAUGCGCCCAGCAAGAGAAGGUGACAUGUGAUCACGAGGAGGAGAGUCCCUAUCGGACAAUUACAGGCAAAUGCAAUAACAUAAGAAACCCUCUUUGGGGAGUCUCUAACCAGCCCUACGCCAGGUGGCUUCCCCAGGAGUAUGAAGAUGGCAUCUCUGUACCACGCGGCUGGACAGAAAAUAAGCUGUAUUCUGGAUUUCCUCUGCCUUUGGUCCGGGCAGUGUCCAACGAGAUCGUCAGCUUUCCCAAUGACGAUUUCACCGAGGAUCAGCAACGAUCCGUCAUGUUCAUGCAGUGGGGCCAGUUUGUCGCCCACGAUCUCGAUCUGGGCCUCGCAGAGCAGACAAAGGAUUGCAGGGGAACAUGCGACAAAGAUCCUCCGUGCUUCCCCAUCAAGUUGCCCGCCAGUGAUCCCCGGAACAGAAGCUGCCUUCCCUUCACCCAGGCAGCCCGGGUAUGCGACAGCGACUUUGCCGCUCGAAACCAGAUCAACGUGAUCACGUCCUUUCUUGACGCCAGCCUCGUGUACGGAAAUGACGAUAAAAUGGCUGAGGUUCUCAGAAGCUCAUCAGGUGAUGGUUUGAUGGACGUCAACCGGAACUUCACAGAUAAAGGCUUGGCCUUCCUCCCCUUCCGCAGCUCGCUACUAUCAGGUGGCUGCAUUGCAACUGAUCCAGAGAACAAAAUCCCCUGCUUUCUGGCCGGGGACUUUCGAGCUGACGAAAUGCCAGACUUGACUGUGCUCCACACCGUUUUCCUGAGGGAGCACAACCGCCUGGCCACGGAGCUGAAGAGGCUGAAUCCGCAGUGGGGCAACGAGAUCCUAUACCAGGAGGCCCGGAAAAUCGUAGUUGCUGAAUUACAGAAAAUUACGUACAGAGAUUACCUGCCUGAACUUCUGGGUCCUGUUUCUGGAUCAACCCUAAAACACUACUGGGGCUACAACUCUUCAGUGGACCCACGCAUCUCCAGCGUCUUCACGAAUGGCUUCCGUUUUGGACACACCACCGUCCGGCCGACAGUGAACCGCCUAGACGCCCGUUACCAGCUUGUGAGCCAAAUGCCUCUCCGGAAGCAGUUCCUGGCACCGUGGAGUGUCCUGAAACAAGGAGGAAUUGACCCGCUUCUGAGGGGCAUGUUGGCGAAGCCUGCCAAAUUAUUCAAACAAGACCAGUUUGUGGUGGAAGGGCUCAGGAACCACCUCUUUGAACAGGGUGGGAUCGGAAUGGAUUUGCCUUCUAUGAACAUGCAGCGAGGUCGAGAUCACGGACUGCCAGGUUAUAACGCUUGGAGGGGCUUCUGUGGCCUUUCCCAGCCACGCAACGAGACUGAACUUGCCGCAGUUCUCAGAAAUCCACACUUGGCAGAGAAGUUCAUCAAACUGUAUGGGACACCUGACAACAUCGACCUCUGGGUUGGGGGUGUGGCUGAGCCCUUGGAGACCAAUGCCAGGGUUGGCCCGCUCCUGUCAUGUAUCAUUACCCUCCAGUUUAAGAACCUCCGUGAUGGGGACAGAUUCUGGUGGGAGAAUCCCGGCGUCUUUACCCCUGAGCAACAGAAGGCCCUUGAUGCAGCCUCCUUGUCCCGGAUCAUCUGCGAUAACACCCACCUGAAGGAGGUACCCAAGAAUGUUUUCGGGGCCAACCAAUACCCUCAAGACUUUGUCAGCUGCAAUGAUAUUCCUAGACUCAGUCUCUUUUCCUGGAAAAAAAAGGGCCUAGCGUCGAUUACAUCACUGUCCUCAAAACCUGCAGCAUACCUGGGGAUGAUGGGAAGUGUAGUUUUGUUGGCCAUCAUGCAGUGUCUGUGACGGAGAAUACCACGCUUAGAUGGAACAAGGUCGUCUCAAGGGAAAGCUAAUCCGGACGUGAACAUUCAGUGAGCUCAGCAUCGGACCCAAUCUGUCAGGACAUUUCUCCUGCACAGGCUCCAUUGAGACUAGUGGGAACUGAUUAGUUGUCAAUCCUUGGUGAUAGCUGAAUAAAACCUCCAUGUAAAGAA